CUGGUAGAGAGCAUUUUCGGCAGCCUGGAUGGUGUCCUCGUUGGCUGGAACCUCUGCUUCUUACAGGGGCACCUGGAUCCUGUGGAGUACAGCAUCGUGGAGUUUCUCAAUCCUGGUGGCCCAAUGAUGAAGUUGGUUUAUAAGCUUCAGGCUGAAGACUGGAAGGUUGACUUUCCCAUCUCCUUCCUGCCUGGUCCUCUGAAGGCGUCCAUCCAGGAGCACGUCCUCCUCAACAGUCCCCUGUACCACAAUGAGGUCCAGUUCCCCCUCACUGGGGGCUUUGGCCUGAACCUAGUCCUGAAUCUGUUGGAGUAUUACAUAUUCUCCUUUGCCUUGAGCUUCAUCACUCAAAAACCACUCCGUGUCCCUCCACGUCUGUACUUCAGGCGUACCUACUUCAUCCUGGUGGACAGGUACCUGUUGUGGUUCCUGCCCACUGAAGGCAAUGUGCCCCCACCCCACACUCUCCUCCAGCCCAGGGGCGCCAGACCCUCACCUGCUCCCAGGACACCAGCCAUGCCCUUUGCUUCCUACAGCCUCCACCACACUAGCCUCCCGAAGCCAGACAUCUCUCAUCAGACGUCUGUGAAUGCGGACCCCACCUCCCACGAGAUCUGGAGGUCAGAAACUCUGCUCCAGGUUUUUGUUGAAAUGUUGCUUUGCUAGUAUUCCUCGGAGAUGUGCCAAAAUAUGCAGUCCCCUUACGCCAAGCAGUGGUUCAGGCCCACUGGGGAACACGUGCUGGUGGUGCGCCUGCCGCUGAAGCACCUGCUUGCCUUUGCCAACAGCCUGAAGCCAGAGCAGGCCUCGCUCUCCUCCCACUCCCAUGCCACCAGCCCCCUGGAGGAGUUGAAGAAUGCCGUCCCGAGGUUCGUCCAGCAGAAACGCUACCUCUUCCUGCAGCAUUGCUUUGGCCACUGGGCGCGUCCCCUGGACUCACGCCUCCCACAGGUCCUGGAAAUGUGACUGAGCUACCUGCAGCCAUGGCGGUAUGCGCCUGACAAGCAGGCUCCAGGUAGCGACUCCCAGUCCCAGUGUGUGUUGGAGAAAUGCAUGGACAUUGCUCCAGUGGUUGGAGACCAAGUCAGCGGCCUGUGCUGGGACAUAUGUUCGGUGACCCCCAAACUAUCCGUUGACCCUCACCAGCACAGAGCAGAGCAGGGGCUGCCUUCCCCUCAUCCCCUGCUUGAUCCUCAUGUCCAUCUCAGACCAGUGUGUAGACAGCCCCUUGGCUACUCCUUCCUGUCAUGGCCGGGCUUUGGCCACGACACCAACGGCUCCUACCCAGCCAACGACCUGGACAAGACAGGGCAGGACAGUGCAGAGACAGACAAGUACCUGGAGGCGGCCCUGGAGUACCUGCGCCAGAUAUUCCUGGUACGAACUAUGGAGCCUCACAGCUCACACAGUUCACUUGCCUUGGGCACCACCCAGGAUGGGAACAGAAAGCAGCAGCUCCUUGACUGCAUCGGGGGUGAGGACAGACUCACCCUCAUGUUUCCGGGUUGGUACCAGAUCAUCAAUGCGCUGCAAAGGUUUGACAUUGAGUACCAGGGGGACCCAGAGCUGCAGCCCAUCUGGAGCUACAACAUUGCCAUCUUGGUCUGUGUGCUCUUCCAGUGGUCGUCUGCCAUCAACCACAGAGAAUGGGCAGGAGGGACAACCUGGCCUCUUCAGAAAGUGUUCUCAAUGCUCCUGCCCAAGGUGGCCUGUGGGGGCCCAAGAGGUGAGGCCCUGGAUGGUGGGGGUGGGCCUGGGCAGCCUGGCGCUGCCGCGGGUCCCACCAUGCUGACGUCCCUGUCUUUUGGCUGCGUACCUCAAGUCCCUCCUGGAAAAGGGCCAGAAGCCCCGGUGGCCCCAGAGGAGGCUGGGUCUAGCUCUCCCAGCACAGGUGCACCCCACAGUGCCAGCAGGAAUGCCGCAGAGGGCCUGAGGCCCCAGCUGGGCUCGGGGAACCGGCAGCCCCCACAAGCGGGGCACAGCCCUCCCCUAGGAGCCAGCCCGUUCCUGAUUGGGCUGGCGGAGGGCCCCACUUCCCAUAGCAGCUCAGCCGAACCCAACAAACCGGUGACCAGAGAAGCGAGCGUGUUUUAA
Messenger RNA from Cercocebus atys (sooty mangabey), 2094 nucleotides. RefSeq names its product sphingomyelin phosphodiesterase 4-like. The record is from RefSeq and is a predicted model, not a curated record. NCBI's taxonomy places the organism in Eukaryota, Metazoa, Chordata, Mammalia, Primates, Cercopithecidae. Gene Ontology annotation, biological process: glycerophospholipid catabolic process; sphingomyelin catabolic process; ceramide biosynthetic process. Gene Ontology annotation, molecular function: sphingomyelin phosphodiesterase D activity.